This is a messenger RNA of Patiria miniata (bat star), 1843 nucleotides long. RefSeq names its product alpha-glucosidase-like. The coding region runs from base 77 to 1843 and encodes 588 amino acids. The record is from RefSeq and is a predicted model, not a curated record. NCBI's taxonomy places the organism in Eukaryota, Metazoa, Echinodermata, Asteroidea, Valvatida, Asterinidae. The transcript has a single exon. Gene Ontology annotation, biological process: carbohydrate metabolic process; amino acid transport.
AAUAACCACAUUGAAACCACACAAUAUAUAUACCAUAGGCCUAUACAGGUUUGAGUACAAUUAUUUAAAAGUCACCAUGGCAGUCAUGCACGCUGUUCUUCUGUUCGUGUUCAUUCAGACCUUUCCUGUGGGAGUUACAUUAAACGAAUGGUGGAAGGACACGAUCGUGUACCAGAUCUACCCGCGUUCCUUCAUGGACUCAGACGGUGAUGGUGUGGGGGAUCUGGCUGGUAUCACGUCCCGUCUGGAGUACUUCAACGACAUUGGGGUAGGCACCAUAUGGUUGAAUCCCGUGUACAAGUCGCCCAUGGCCGACUUUGGCUAUGAUGUGGCCGACUUCAAAGAUAUUGAUCCCAUAUUUGGUACCAUGGCUGAUUUCGAUGAGCUGAUCAGUAAGGCACACCGGCUAGGCCUUAAAGUCGUGAUGGAUUUUGUCCCCAAUCACACCAGCGAUCAGCAUCCAUGGUUUAUCGAGAGCAAGAAAAACAAAGACAGCACCAACCGAUACAGAGAUUACUACGUGUGGGUAGACCCGAAGAAAAAUUGUUCUGAUCCUCCAGAGAAAUGCAUUCCGAACAACUGGGUGGAUCUACUGGGCGGUACGGUGUGGGAGUGGGUACAAGAAAGACAACAGUUCUAUCUGCACCAGUUCCUUAACAUUCAACCAGACCUUAAUUAUCGCAAUCCCGUCGUACAUUUGGAGAUGAUCAACGUACUACGAUUCUGGCUGGAGAAAGGCGUAGACGGAUUUCGUGUCGAUGCAGUCAGACAUAUGUACGAAAGCGAAGACCUGCAGGAUGAACCAAUCAAUCCCGAUUACUCGUCGAUACGGAGCGGACAUGUCGCGUAUGGCAGCCUUGUUCAUAGCAAGACGUUUGAUCAACCUGAAGUCCACGACCUUAUCUACGAAUGGCGAAGAGUCUUGAACGAAUACAGCAUGCAAUCAAACUACCGCUUCUUGACAAUUGAAACUAAUGACACUUACGAGAUACUCCUCCCAUACUACGGAACUCCGAGUCGUCCUGAGGCAGAUUUUCCUUUCAACUAUGGACUGACUGCACUCAGCAUGGAGACAUUUACUGGGAGCAAAGUUCACCAAUUGGUCAAUGAUUGGAUGAAGGACCAACCACAUGAUAAAUGGCCAAACUGGGUAACCGGUAAUCAUGACUGUUUUCGCGUCGCUGAUCGUGUGGGGAUCCAGUACGCACGGGCUUUGAACGUCUUGAAUCUGCUUCUUCCAGGAACCCCUAAAACCUACUACGGAGAAGAGAUAGGUAUGAUGAAUACUUGGGUCCCAUUCAGCAAAUCACAGGAUUCUUAUGCAGCCAUUGAUCCUAGCCACUGGAAGGAGUACACACGAGACCCAGAACGUUCUCCAAUGCAAUGGGACAGGUCAUCUCAUGCUGGCUUCAGCACCACUAUCGGAGAUACAUGGCUUCCUGUCAACCAGAACUACCUCUCAGGAAUCAACGUUGCUGACCAAAAGGCAGAUAACACCUCCGCGUUGGCACUCUACAAGAAAUUAGCAGCACUCCGGAAAGACGAGCCCGCCUUCCAAACCAACCACCUCAACUACGUCGUCGUGACUGAAAAGAUCUUCUCCUUCCUUCGCAUGCCUGAUACACCGGGCCUUGGUUCCUUCCUAGUCAUCAUCAACGCUGGUACUUCUGAGUCGACUGAUGACUACUCCGCAGCUUUGAUGGAAGGUCACCAGUUGAAGAUGGAAGGAAACAUCGGGACCAUCACAGUCAGUAGUAACAUGGAUCGAGACGGGGUGUCUCAAGACAUGAGCAAGGUCUCUGUCGCAAAAGGCGAAGCACUCGUUGUCAAAUGCUUUUGUUGA